AUUUUUUAUGUUUUUCUAGGCCAGAGUGGAGCUGGUAACAACUGGGCUAAGGGCCACUACACUGAAGGGGCUGAGCUGGUGGACUCCGUCUUGGAUGUGGUGAGGAAAGAGGCCGAGAGCUGCGAUUGCCUGCAGGGCUUCCAGCUCACUCACUCUCUGGGCGGGGGCACCGGCUCUGGGAUGGGCACCCUGCUCAUCAGUAAGAUCCGCGAAGAGUACCCGGACCGCAUAAUGAACACCUUUAGCGUGGUGCCUUCCCCCAAAGUGUCCGACACCGUGGUGGAGCCCUACAACGCCACGCUCUCCGUCCACCAGCUGGUAGAGAACACAGACGAAACCUACUGUAUUGAUAACGAAGCUCUUUACGAUAUCUGCUUCCGCACACUUAAACUCACCACCCCCACCUACGGAGACCUCAACCACCUAGUGUCCGCCACCAUGAGCGGGGUGACCACCUGCCUGCGCUUCCCCGGCCAGCUCAACGCCGAUUUGCGUAAACUAGCUGUGAACAUGGUGCCCUUCCCCCGUCUCCACUUCUUCAUGCCAGGGUUCGCACCCCUCACCAGCAGGGGGAGCCAGCAGUACCGCUCCUUGUCCGUUCCAGAGCUCACCCAGCAGAUGUUUGACGCAAAGAACAUGAUGGCAGCGUGCGACCCCCGCCAUGGCCGAUACCUCACCGUGGCCGCGGUCUUCAGGGGGCGCAUGUCCAUGAAGGAGGUGGACGAGCAGAUGCUGAACGUCCAGAACAAGAACAGCAGCUACUUCGUGGAGUGGAUCCCCAACAAUGUGAAGACCGCCGUUUGUGACAUCCCGCCACGCGGCCUGAAAAUGGCAGCCACCUUCAUCGGCAACAGCACCGCCAUCCAGGAGCUGUUCAAGCGGAUCUCCGAGCAGUUCACCGCCAUGUUCCGCCGUAAGGCCUUCCUCCAUUGGUACACGGGCGAGGGGAUGGACGAGAUGGAAUUCACCGAAGCAGAGAGCAACAUGAAUGACCUCGUGUCUGAGUACCAGCAGUACCAGGACGCCACCGCCGAGGAGGGCGAGUUUGAGGAAGAGGGCGAGGAAGAAGUUGCAUAAAGCCUGAAAGGCAGCUACCACACCCACAUUUCACCCCCCCAAUCCAUCCAUCCUAAGUUGAACGUUGCACUGAUCACCCACCUAGUUCACUGUUGUUUAGUUCUAGUGAUCUAGUGUUAGACAUUGAAACUUGCUUACUAACUGUUAUUGGUAAAGUUUUGUUUAAAUUGUGUAUGUUGUAAAUGCACUGGAUUGUUGGCAUUUCUCCUGUCAUUGCCUUUUCAUCCAUGGAAGCAAAUGACUUUGACUGUGAAGUUCUGAAAGAUUAAAAUCAUGUUGAAAAGCCUC
Messenger RNA from Oryzias melastigma (Indian medaka), 1365 nucleotides. Its product is annotated as tubulin beta-4A chain. Gene Ontology annotation, molecular function: GTPase activity; GTP binding; structural constituent of cytoskeleton. Gene Ontology annotation, biological process: microtubule cytoskeleton organization; mitotic cell cycle. The record is from RefSeq and is a predicted model, not a curated record. Gene Ontology annotation, cellular component: cytoplasm; microtubule. NCBI's taxonomy places the organism in Eukaryota, Metazoa, Chordata, Actinopteri, Beloniformes, Adrianichthyidae. The coding region runs from base 181 to 1077 and encodes 298 amino acids. The transcript has a single exon.